AUGAUGAUGCGGUACAGUUUGCUAGUGAUACUGUGCUGUGGCGCUAGUGUAGUGACCGCUCAGACAUGGCUGCGUACGUUGAUCGACAACUCAAACGGAACGAUCGACGUGCACGCGUUCCCCGGCGAACAGUGUUUACGGGAGUGCGACAGCACCCAGCCGCGGAUCUGCCACUUCUCCUGGACGCUGGAACACUAUCACGCGAUGGGACCAGCCUGCCGAGCUUGCAGCCGAGGUCAACGGGAGGACUGCUUCCAUCCGGCCUGCCUCACGGCCGACGGCAUAGAGCGCGGCGUCAUGAGCAUCAACCGCAAGAUCCCGGGACCAGCGAUCAGCGUGUGCAAGGACGAUCUCAUCGUGAUCGACGUGACGAACGCGAUGGCCGGAACGGCCACCAGCCUCCACUGGCAUGGGCUACAUCAGCGGGCUACACCACACAUGGACGGUGUUCCGUUCGUGACCCAGUGUCCGAUCGCAUUUGGCAACACUUUCCGGUACGCGUUCCUGGCGACCGAAGCCGGCACUCAGUUCUAUCACUCCCACUCGGGGCACCACAAAGUAAACGGCCACUACGGGGCGCUGGUGGUCCGGGAACCUCGGUCGGCUGACCCAAACUCCCAGCUCUACCACUACGACACUCCGGCACACGUGUUGGUGGGCUCGGAUUGGAUGCACGUCGAUGGCGAGAUGUUUAUGCCGGGGUUGCCCUCGGCCGGUGGCAUACUACCGGUCAACCUGCUGAUCAACGGACGUGGGACUUUCGGCGGCGGGGAGGGUCAUGUCCGGAUGGAUGUCCCGCUGGAGGUGUUUUACGUACGCCGGGGAGCACGCUUUCGGUUCCGCUUCAUCAACGCCGCCAGCCACGUGUGUCCGUUGCAGCUCCAGAUAGAGGACCACACGAUGGAGAUCAUCGCCAGUGAUUCGUUUCAUUUGCAACCGCGCAAGGUGGACACAUUCGUCACUACGUCCGGCGAGCGGUACGACUUCGUGGUGGAUGCACAAGGCACCAAAGAUACCUACUGGAUUCGACUGCGAGCUCUGGGGCCCUGUGAGGCCCGCGAGCUGGAACAGUUUGCGGUGCUCAGCUACACGAACACACCCAGACAGCAGGCGGCCUUCCCGGCCCAGGAUCCGCCGCCGUACGAUAAGCCGUUCAGCAACGUGUACACCGCCAACCACCCGAACGCCACCUGUGGUCGGGCGGAGUUUGGAGAUUACUGCAUCACGGACUUCCAGGCGUACGACACGGACGAGUCGAUCAUCCACGGAGUGCCGGAUCACCAGUUCGAGCUGGGCUUCUACAACUAUCCCGUUUCGUUCCAUCACAUGUUUGAGACGCAUACCCACGAGCACUUUAUGAACAUCCAUGGCGAUCUGAUGCUGCAGGGGGCCAUCAACAACAUCAGCCUGGCGUAUCCUCCCUUUCCGCUGCUCACGCAACCCGAUCAGAUCGACGAGGAUAUGUUCUGUACGAACGAAAGCCGUCCGGCCCGUUGCGCCGAUCGGCAACUCUGUACCUGUACGCACCGGAUCAAGAUCAAGCUCGGCGAUCUGGUGGAACUUUACAUUCUCGAUCUGACACCCGCAGUCGACAACCUGAACCACCCGUUCCAUCUGCACGGCUACCAAAUGUUUGUGAUGGAGCUCGGCCAGGAUCGUCGGGUACCGAUCACGAUCGACAUAGCGCGGGACAUCGCAGCGCGACGGUUAACGGAGCGGACUACGGGUUUCCUGCCGCCGCGCAAGGACACCGUGUCGAUACCGAGCCGCGGGUACGCCCGGGUACGGUUCCGGGCGGACAACCCCGGGUUCUGGUUGAUGCACUGCCAUUACGAGUGGCAUACGGCCGUCGGAAUGGCGCUGGUGCUGCAGGUGGGCGAGACCGACCAAAUGGUGCCGGCUCCGAGUGGGUUCCCGAAGUGCAACAACUACGUCCCGAGCGUGGACGAGCAGCUGCUGGCGGGAAUCUAA
Molecule: messenger RNA, 1971 nt
Organism: Anopheles cruzii
Lineage: Eukaryota; Metazoa; Arthropoda; Insecta; Diptera; Culicidae
Exons: 5
Coding region: 1-1971 (656 amino acids)
Biological process (GO): iron ion transport
Cellular component (GO): plasma membrane
Molecular function (GO): oxidoreductase activity; copper ion binding
Source: RefSeq, a predicted model, not a curated record